AUGAUUACACCAAUUACAAGAAAUGACCUUAUGAUAGUGAAUAUGGGGCCUCACCACCCAUCAAUGCAUGGUGUUCUUCGACUGAUCGUUACUCUCGAUGGUGAAGAUGUUAUUGACUGUGAACCUAUAUUAGGUUAUUUACAUAGAGGAAUGGAGAAAAUUGCGGAAAAUCGAACAAUUAUACAAUAUUUGCCUUAUGUAACACGUUGGGAUUAUUUAGCUACCAUGUUUACAGAAGCAAUAACUGUAAAUGGACCUGAACAGCUAGGCAAUAUUCAAGUACCUAAAAGGGCUAGCUAUAUUAGAGCUAUUAUGCUGGAGUUGAGUCGUAUCGCUUCCCAUUUGUUAUGGCUUGGCCCUUUUAUGGCAGAUAUUGGGGCACAGACCCCCUUUUUCUAUAUUUUUCGAGAACGAGAAUUGAUAUAUGACCUAUUCGAGGCUGCUACCGGUAUGCGCAUGAUGCAUAAUUAUUUUCGUAUCGGAGGGGUCGCUGCUGAUCUACCUUAUGGAUGGGUAGAUAAAUGUUUGGAUUUUUGCGAUUAUUUUUUAACUGGGGUUGCUGAAUAUCAAAAGCUUAUUACCCGAAAUCCUAUUUUUUUAGAACGAGUGGAAGGCGUAGGUAUUAUUGGCGGAGAAGAAGCACUAAAUUGGGGUUUAUCGGGGCCAAUGCUACGAGCUUCCGGAAUACAAUGGGAUCUUCGUAAAGUUGAUCGUUAUGAGUGUUAUGACGAAUUUGAUUGGGAGAUUCAAUGGCAAAAAGAAGGGGAUUCAUUAGCUCGUUAUUUAGUACGAAUUAGUGAAAUGACAGAAUCCAUAAAAAUAAUCCAACAAGCCUUGGAAGGAAUUCCAGGGGGGCCGUAUGAGAAUUUAGAAAGCCGGCGCUUUGAUAGAAUAAAAGACCCUGAAUGGAAUGAUUUUGAAUAUCGAUUUAUUAGUAAAAAGCCUUCUCCCACUUUUGAAUUGUCCAAGCAAGAACUUUAUGUAAGAGUCGAAGCACCAAAAGGAGAAUUGGGAAUUUUUCUGAUCGGAGAUCAGAGUGUUUUUCCUUGGCGAUGGAAAAUCCGACCGCCGGGGUUUAUCAACUUGCAAAUUCUUCCGCAGUUAGUUAAAAGAAUGAAAUUGGCUGAUAUUAUGACGAUACUAGGUAGUAUAGAUAUCAUUAUGGGAGAAGUUGAUCGUUGA
This is a messenger RNA of Salvia miltiorrhiza (redroot sage), 1182 nucleotides long. Lineage: Eukaryota; Viridiplantae; Streptophyta; Magnoliopsida; Lamiales; Lamiaceae. The record is from the annotation of a RefSeq genome assembly.